GACACGCGCAUGGCGGAUGUGUGUUUCUCACAUGAAGCUACUGCAAACCGAAGCAGCUAAACGCGAUUAUGCUGUAGCGCAAAUGUUCAAGAUUGCUGAACUUACGUGAAACGAAAUGGUAUCAACCUCAAGCAUUUGUUGCUAUACUUACAUAUAUCUGGACGAUAAUUAGCAACAUAGCGAUGAUAUUGUCAACCGUCAAAUUCCUGGCUACAACUCAUUUCCAGGCUCAAAUACAGGUGUAAAGACAACAGGUCGUGACGGGAGCUCUUGCAGUUAGCAGAAGAUCAACCAAGUAGCUGAUCUGUGUCAAGAUGCUGCUGUCCCUGGGGAUGCUCAUGUUGUCUGCCACACAGAUCUAUACCAUCUUCACAGUUCAACUCUUUGCCUUCCUCAACCUGCUGCCAGUGGAGGCUGACAUUGCUGCUUAUUCCUUUGAUAACAAAACAGAGAUUUUUGAUGAUCUUCCUGCAAGGUUUGGGUACAGGCUUCCAAGUGAUGGGCUUAAGGGCUUCUUGAUUGGUGCUCGUCCAGAGAAUGCCUGUGAACCCAUCGAGCCCCCUCCCAGAGACAACCUCACAGGGGCCUUCAUUGUCCUCAUCAAGCGCUUUGACUGCAACUUUGACAUAAAGGUCCUAAAUGCACAGAAAGCAGGAUACAAAGCAGCGAUUGUUCACAAUGUAGACUCCGAUGACCUGAUCAGCAUGGGAUCCAAUGAUAUGGAUAUCAUGAAGCAGAUAGACAUCCCAUCUGUUUUUGUGAGUGAAGAAGCUGCCAACUCCCUCAAAGAAGACUACACAUUUGAAAAGGGCGGCCACGUGGUCCUGCUGCCGGACUUCAGCCUGCCCCUGGAGUACUACCUGAUUCCCUUCCUCAUCAUUGUAGGAAUCUGCCUCAUCCUCAUCGUUGUUUUUAUGAUUACAAAGUUUGUCCAGGAUCGGCGGAGAGCUCAGAGAAGUCGUCUCCGCAAGGAUCAACUAAAGAAACUUCCCAUCCACAAAUACAAGAAAGGGGACAGCUAUGAUGUGUGUGCCAUCUGCUUGGACGAGUAUGAAGAGGGAGACAAGCUCAGAGUGCUGCCUUGUUCCCAUGCCUAUCACAGUAAAUGCGUGGACCCCUGGCUGACAAAAACAAAGAAAACCUGUCCCGUGUGCAAGCAGAAGGUGGUCCCGUCCCAGGACGACUCUGAUUCAGACUCUGAGGAGGGGGACAGCGGUGCAGAUGAGAAUGAGGAGGUGUCUGAGAGCACCCCUCUGCUGCGCUCUCUUGCCUCCACUAGCGCUCACUCCUUUGGCACUAUCUCAGCUGCAUCCCGCUCAGAGCAGGACCAGGAGUCCUCGGAAUACGAUGAGGAGGAGCUGGACAGCAGCGACAGCGAACAGGAGGUGACUGUGGAGACUGUGGUGGUACAGAUGCAGCGGGCCUGUUCUGAGGACCACGACCUGCCCAGAGCCUGAGCCGGGCCGGACUGUCAGGCCUCUGUUUCAGCUUUACACAAGAGACUUUGGGGGGGCAGGGUUCACAUGGUAGUGGUCUCCCACAUUUCAGUGUAUCAUGUUGAUUGUGCAACUGGUGCUGAUAUGUCAGUGGUGAUGUACUCUGUACAGUAGCGGGUCAGUACUGUAUGCUAAUCCAGGAGCAGACGCUCGUUUCUACAAAGUGAUUUCUGUACUGUGUAUAUAUAUGAAAUGUCUAAAUCAAGUCAUUUGAUUAUGUUAAUGCCAUAAGAUGACACUGUAAAUACAUUUAGUUAACUCUAUGCAGAAUUAUUUGGAAAAUUCAGCUCAUAUAAACAUAAGACCACUGUAAAUUGUUUUGCCAACUCACCGGUUUAUUGAGAACACUGCUCCUGUGCCACAGGUUUACGGCUCUUGUACAGUCACCUCCGUGUUUGGGCGCCACUACAGCGAUGUGUGAGAACUGUCAGAGCUGAUGGUGGUUGGAGACUUUGGUUUGAGCAACCCAUCACCCAAUGUUGAUUUAUAGGCCUUAUAACAUUAAGAUUGUUUUGUACCGAUUGUAUCUCUUGAUUUCAUCUUGUUAAACCCUGUUGCCUUUCAGUUUUUUUCCAAUUAUGUAAUCUACAUCAGUUCAAUAAAAGAUUUAACCUGAUUUUAUUGCAGCAUUUGUAGAAAUAAAAUGGCUACAAACACU
Molecule: messenger RNA, 2154 nt
Organism: Periophthalmus magnuspinnatus
Lineage: Eukaryota; Metazoa; Chordata; Actinopteri; Gobiiformes; Gobiidae
Gene: rnf13
Product: ring finger protein 13
Exons: 10
Coding region: 315-1457 (380 amino acids)
Biological process (GO): positive regulation of DNA-templated transcription; ubiquitin-dependent protein catabolic process; protein ubiquitination
Cellular component (GO): nucleoplasm; cytoplasm
Molecular function (GO): zinc ion binding; ubiquitin protein ligase activity
Source: RefSeq, a predicted model, not a curated record